AUGUCAACCGUCUUCCAUCUCUUCUCUCUUCCCUAUUUACCCCUUAAACGGGUUUUGGAUAAUGUCGGACCGGAGGCUCUGUUAUAUAUCUCCUUGUGCUCUCGGAGAGCUAAAAAUGUCGCAGUAUCAUACAAAGGCCCUUCAAAAAAUGUUCAGUUAAAUGUACACUUUGGGCAUAAGAAUUGUCUGUCAUACAUGGAAGGAGUUGAUAUAUAUUGGCUUCUAAAUGUACAAAAACGAUCGAAUCUGUCUUAUGUAGAUCGAAACCUGGCUACUGUAAGAAUCGGAAAUUUCUGUGGCAUUCCCGUUGAAAUGGGAGAAUUAGGUAUGAACACGUAUUGGGAUGAUUGUAUGGUUGGAAUCACUGAAAUAGGAGAUCAUGCUCGUGAAAUAUUCAAUCAAGAUUUUUAUGAAGUUUGUGUUUAUGAUAAACAAGAAGAUGGCGAUCAUAGACGGGCGGCCGAGUGGAUUAAAAAUUCUCAAGGGAAAAUUCAAAGCCUCCAUUGUGAUUUUAAACCGCAAAUCGAUAAUGAUCUUGAUUUCAUUCUGGAAAACGUUGAAUACACUAGAAUGCUCUCACUUCAUGUGAAUCCACCACCCAACUAUCAUCCUGCAAAGCCUCCGAAUUUCAGCAUUGAUUUUGUUUAUAUGAUAUUCAGUUUUUGGAUCAAACAGGAUCAUUUACUGACAAUGAACUGCGAGUAUAUAGUGCUGCAAGACUCAAAAUUGAGCAGUCAAGAUUUUAAUGCGUUCUUGAAGCAUUGGAUGGCUGGAGAUUGCUCUAAAUUGAAAUUAUUACGUGUUGAUGUCGAGGAAUUGAUUGACUAUCAAAUUGUUUUGGACGGUGCGGAGUUUGUAAAAAGAGAAAGAGAUGUAGCGAGAGUUUAUGUCGAUGAAGAAGAACACCAUCACACUAUAAGAGGCGGUUUCGAUGCCAAGCGACCAAGUGAUAAUGUCACAGCGACCAUCACAAACGGUGGGCAAAUUUCAAAAUUCUUUUUGAUGAUUGUCUGGCCAGAUUCCGCUGAAAAUUCCUACGAAGAUUAA
Caenorhabditis remanei is the source of this 1047-nucleotide messenger RNA. RefSeq lists its product as uncharacterized. Bases 1 to 1047 code for a protein of 348 amino acids. Gene Ontology annotation, molecular function: protein binding. The record is from RefSeq and is a predicted model, not a curated record. Lineage: Eukaryota; Metazoa; Nematoda; Chromadorea; Rhabditida; Rhabditidae. The transcript is spliced from 3 exons.